Molecule: messenger RNA, 1299 nt
Organism: Naegleria fowleri
Lineage: Eukaryota; Heterolobosea; Eutetramitea; Acrasida; Naegleriidae
Exons: 2
Coding region: 1-1299 (432 amino acids)
Source: RefSeq, a predicted model, not a curated record
AUGAGUUCAGUAAUUUCGAGAGGGAAGAAAUUUUCUCCUCGACCAGAGAAGAAGGGACGAAAUUUACAGCAAAUUGAAGAGCAAUUCCGAAUGCUCGAUGAGAAGGAGAAGAGAAUCAAUGAAUAUUAUGAUGAACGAAAAUUGAAUGUGGGAAGGCCGAGCGAGGAUGAGGAAUUAUCGUUCAUUCUAACGACCUCAGCAAAUGUUAAUCUACAUACAUCAAACUUUUGGGAUGUGAUUAAGGAGAAACAAGAAACAACUUCAAACAAAUAUCAUGGGAUGAAAUCAAAAGAGAAAAUCAUGAAAAAAUCGAGAAAAUUAAUUGAAGUGCCCGAUACUCUUGUACAUUAUCGUUCUCCUCUGCACAUUCAUCAAGUAGAGAAAAAGAAAGCCUUUCUUAAGACAUCAACGCCUCCAAACGAAACGAAACCUGUCAGCAAUGUAAAUUUAUCAGAUCACCUGCAAGACGAAAGCAUAAAUUCCGAAGGUAUCUCUCUAAUGGACAGAACUGCGCUUGAAGAAGUAGAUCGCUCCCAAGAAAGUAGCACAAUCCCGAGCCCAGUAUUUAAAGUUACAAGCCCAUCGAGCGACCUGAAUCACAAGUUAGGGGAAGUGUUUUCGUUUGAAAUUCGAGUGCAUCAGCUUGCAGAGCAUUCAAAUACACUGUUCGAAGUUAAGAUUUAUGACGAGCAUAUGCCCAUUGAGCGAGUGACACUGAUGAAAGAUUUAAGAAUCAACAGAGACGCAUUCAUAAUUUUCACGGAGCCCAAUAUGAUAAAAUUUAACGCCUUAACUCUGCCUUGGGUUGAAAGCCCUGAAGACCUAAUUAAUCAAACUUUGGUGGUAGAAGUACAAGGCACUUAUCCGUCGAGAACUCGAGUAGCCAAAAGUUCGAUCAAAUUCUCACAUAAAUCUCAGCCAACUCAUCAUGAAAAACCUAAAAUUCAAAUACCACCUCUUCGAGAUGUAUCCUUUUCUCGAUCCAGAAGUCCAUCUCCAACUCAACGAGAGAAGUCAAAUAGAAGUCUCCUCGACGUUGCUCUACCUUAUUCCGUCUCACCUGCCCGAACCAAUGAAGAAGAGCUUAAACGUUCUCUGAGUUGUCAAGCCAUUCAACCACCUCCUUCGAAUACUACUCCACCUGUCGAAGAAGAAGAAGAUGCCGUUCAAAGGAAACUCGAAAGAAUGAAUAGCAUUGAAGGACCUCUUUCUCCAAGUUCACAACGAUAUCGAGAACUUCAAUUCAUGCGAGAAAAUAUGAAGCUCAACUUGAAGUUGCAUCAAAAGUUGUUGAGCUGA